This is a messenger RNA of Pteropus alecto (black flying fox), 2498 nucleotides long. RefSeq names its product PILR alpha associated neural protein (gene PIANP). NCBI's taxonomy places the organism in Eukaryota, Metazoa, Chordata, Mammalia, Chiroptera, Pteropodidae. The transcript has 6 exons. The coding region runs from base 390 to 1241 and encodes 283 amino acids. Gene Ontology annotation, biological process: regulation of immune response. Gene Ontology annotation, cellular component: membrane. The record is from RefSeq and is a predicted model, not a curated record.
UUCCCCGCGGUGCUUUCCAUCCCUCCUCCGGUUCCGGCUCCAUCCUGCUCUCCUAGCGCAACAUCCACUGUCCCCGCGGCUGCCUCCAUUCUGCCUUUGGCUCAGGCUCUUUGCAUCCUCCUGCUUCGGGUUCCUUGCCUGCUCGAGGCGCUCCCUCCCUCGGAGUCCCUUCACCGACCUCCUGGUCCUCUUCCCCCGCAAGCCCCCACUCUCGCCGCUUUCCAGCCCUGUGCCGGGAGCGCGUGCCUGUGGGAGGGCCGAGCUCCGGGCUGCGCUGGAGAUGGGGCUGGGAUCCCCUACCCCAUGUCUCCCGCCCCACCCCCAGCUCGUCUCCUGCGCACAACAGUAAAGGCUGAAAAUCUGGGUCACAGCUGAGGAAGAUCUCGGACAUGGAGUCUAGGAUGUGGCCUGCACUGCUGCUGUCCCACCUCCUCCCUCUCUGGCCACUGCUAUUGCUGCCCCUCCCACCACCUGCUCAAGGCUCCUCCUCCCCUCGAUCCCCACCAGCCCCAGCCCGUCCCCCCUGUGCCCGGGGAGGCCCCUCAGCCCCACGCCAUGUGUGUGUGUGGGAGCGGGCACCCCCGCCAAGCCGAUCCCCCCGGGUCCCAAGAUCAAGGCGGCAAGUCCUGCCAGGAACUGCGCCCCCUGCCACCCCAUCAGGCUUUGAGGAGGGGCCACCCUCAUCCCAGUACCCCUGGGCUAUUGUAUGGGGCCCUACAGUGUCUCGAGAGGAUGGGGGGGACCCCAACUCUGCAAAUCCUGGAUUUCUGCCUCUGGACUAUGGUUUUGCAGCCCCCCAUGGGCUGGCUACCCCACACCCCAACUCAGACUCCAUGCGGGGUGAUGGAGAUGGGAUCAUCCUUAGAGAAGCGCCUGCCACCCUGCGGCCAUUCUUGUUUGGGGGCCGUGGGGAAGGUGUGGACCCCCAGCUCUAUGUCACAAUUACCAUCUCUAUCAUCAUUGUUCUCGUGGCCACUGGCAUCAUCUUCAAGUUCUGCUGGGACCGCAGCCAGAAGCGGCGCAGGCCCUCAGGACAGCAAGGUGCCCUGAGGCAGGAGGAGAGCCAGCAGCCACUGACAGACCUGUCGCCAGCUGGGGUCACUGUGCUGGGGGCCUUUGGGGACUCGCCCACCCCCACCCCUGACCAUGAGGAGCCCCGAGGGGGACCCCGGCCUGGGAUGCCCCAGCCCAAGGGGGCUCCAGCCUUCCAGUUGAACCGGAUUCCCCUGGUGAAUCUGUGAUACCCCCCAAGGUUGGGGUGCCGCCAAGCAGGAGGCCAAGGGGCCGGCAUAGCCCCCAUCCCACUGAGGGUGGGGCAGCUGUGGGAGCUGGGGCCGCAGGUGCUCCUGGCUCCUGCCCUUGCACACCACUCUGGAACACUCACUGGCCCCACAGGCAAUCCUACCUACUCGCCCUCCUUCAAGUAGGGGACCUCACAUAUUUGUGGCUUCUGGUCCCCCAUCCCGACCCUUGCACACUCACAUGAAAGCCUUGCACACUCACCUUCACCCUCAUGGGCCACUGCACACACUCAUGCUCUUGUACAGCCAGUCUUCGGCACCCUCUCCCAUCCACCUCUCUCCCCUCUGCUGACCCUCAUAUUCUCCCUUUUGUUUCACAUGUUUCACUUUCUCUUCCCACAUUCCAUGCUCAGCUUACUCGGUGGUCAGUGGGCGACUUAACCAUUUCCUCUCACAUGCAUUUCCGGGCCUCAUGUUGUGGUGUUGUGUGUCGUGCCCACUCUCUCCCUCAUGAACACCCACUGAUCUAGUUUCUGUGGCUCCUGCAUGCUGCCCCAGAGGUGGGUGGGAGGUGAGCUGGGGGCUCCUCGUGCCCCCAUAUGUCAUAGCCUCAUCUUAUUCUAUGUCAUGUGUUUCACUGUCACCUCCAUCUACUCCAUGGGCACUCUCGUUACCCUGAGGGCUCCCCCAUAGGAACAGGGGUAGUGAGGCCCCACACUUCUCCCCACCCACUGCUAAAUUCUAUUGUAUGGGUUUUGGGGAGUCAUCUGCUGCACUCCAUGAGAAAGGGGCUCCCAUUUGCCUUUCCCUUCCUCCAAAGCCCCUUUUGUCUUGUCUGUCCUGCCUGUCUCUGUGUGUCACUCUCUAGAAUUCAGAGCCCCCCAAGCUAGUCCUCCAUUUCCCAGCCUCCCUGAGGGCCUCCCUGAUUCCCUGGAGGCUACCAGGGACUGGAGCUAGAUGGUUCAAGGCCAUUGGGAGCUCUACCUCCCAAUCUACCCCUCCCCUUCCCGGGCUUCCUCACAUCCCUCCUUCCCUCCUGCCUUUGUUCUUCCACUCUCCCUCCUUUUGCCUCCUCACCUCAGAUUUGUCCCUACUUCUCAUUGGUUUUUUUUCCACCUUCCUUCCUUCUUCCUCUCUUACCUGGCUCCUAUGCUGUGAUAUAUAUUUUUGUAUUAUCUCUUCUUGUGGUGAUAAUCUUGAAUUCUUGUGGGAUGUAAGUUUCAAAAUUUUCAAAUAAAGCCUUUGCAAGAUACUCGA